AUGAAGAGUGAUGUCACUAUCACUAAACAGAGAAUAGAGAAUGUCAUAUUAAAAAAGAAACUAGAUGCUUAUGAGAAAAAAGAUAAAAUCAAACAGAUUAAAAGAUUAACAAAGAAAGCAAAGACAAAAGUUAAUGAGAGAGUUCAAAAACUUAAAGAGAAAAAGUUAGAAUACAAAAUUCUUGAAAGGAUAAAAUCAUCUGUCCCAUACUGCAAUUACUGUGCAAUUAGUGAUGAGCCAGUCCUCCAUGAAGAUGAUUCUACUGCUGAUAUUGGUUCUAUUUGUGCUGAUUGUAAGAAGGAUUUUGAAAAUGAUAAUCUUUCUUAUUGUGAACUUUGUGGCAGGCUACAAAGAAAUAGACAAGGUUGUUAUUGCAGUUUGUUAAAAGAUGGAAAAUUCAGAACACUUUCCACAGAGGAAGGAACUUCCCAAACUAUUGAAUCUCAUUUAGCAAAGAAAACCAAAGAACUUGAAAAGAAAUUGAAAACUACCAAGGAGGAGUUGAAUGUUGAAAGAGAAGAAAUAGCCAAAUUUCAGGAAAAGUCAGAAGAAUGA
This is a messenger RNA of Entrophospora candida, 555 nucleotides long. NCBI's taxonomy places the organism in Eukaryota, Fungi, Glomeromycota, Glomeromycetes, Entrophosporales, Entrophosporaceae. The record is from the annotation of a GenBank genome assembly.